Messenger RNA from Cylindrotheca closterium, 1791 nucleotides. Lineage: Eukaryota; Bacillariophyta; Bacillariophyceae; Bacillariales; Bacillariaceae. The record is from the annotation of a GenBank genome assembly.
AUGAAAGUCUCAUCCAUCCUUUCUACCUGUGUGCUUCUCCUUUCACAAGCAGCAGCAGAGAAAUGCGGCAACUUGAACUGUGCUCGUAAUGAUAUCCCAUGCGUGGAGGGAGAGGCAGACUUUUCCGUCUUUCCAACCGACAUUAAUGGUCAAGCAUUUCCAUUUUUAAGAAAUACAAUCCAAAGUGGAAGUCACUGCGUCUGUCCCGAAGGAAAGACUGGAUUGCGUUGCGCAAGAAGUUAUGAGACAUGCGAAGGAAACGACCACGUCUGUUUCCAUGGAGGAAAAUGUAUUCCAGGCUUGAACGCAACAGUCGAAGAUUCUAAACUAUUUUGUGAUUGUUCGAAUGCCUUUCACAAUGGACUUCCAUACAGAGGAAAGUUCUGUGAAGUGGAACUCGAAGAGUGUGCCGCCGAUUCUGAUAUUUAUUGCGCCAACAAUGGUAAUUGCAAAGACGACUUUGAAUCCAAGUUGCGCCCAUGCGAUUGUCCAUACAAAAUGCGAGGAGCACACUGUGAGUUUGACGAUGGUCAUGUUCCUGAAUGCAAGCUUGAGUGCGACAACGGAGGUGUUUGUGCACGAGGUGUCAAGUCGUAUGAGAAUGCCAUGUAUGACGACUUUUGGGCCCAACAUGACGGAAACUUUCAAUACUGUGCUUGUCAAAGAGGCUUUUACGGUACUCGAUGCGAGGCACAAGCCACUGAUUGUGGCGAUGGACAAUGUUUCCACGGUGGUAAAUGUAUUCAAACUCUGAACGGAAGGAACAAGACCAUCUUUGCAUGUGAUUGCGCGGAAGCCACAAAAGAUGGACUCAAGUACGCUGGCCAAUUCUGCCAAAGUCCUUCCACUCAAACGUGCGAGCAAGGAGAAGACAAUGGCAAUGGGCAAUUGUUCUGCACAAACAACGGGAAAUGCAAAUCCAACCCUCACGAAGGGUGUGACUGUGAGGGUGACUAUCACGGUGCAUCCUGUGAACAUCCAGGAAGCGCAGCGAUUGAUGAUGUACCGAAGUGCGCAUUGCAGUGUAAAAAUGGAGGCUCGUGCCGAAUUGGUCAAAAGGAUACGUCUCUCUUUUCUCAAUUCGGUGCCGACAUGGAAAAAUAUAACCAAACCAAUAUUGACUUUCAACAUUGCGUUUGUCCCGAUGGAUACUUUGGUGUCCAGUGCGAACAUCAAUUGGAUGUCUGUCCCGGAGGAGAGCACGUCUGUCUACAUGGUUCAAAAUGUGUAGCCAUUAACGAGUCUGAUCCAGACACCCUCGAACACAAGUGCGAUUGUGAAGACAGUUUCGACUCCAUUAAUCAGUUCGCCGGAAAGUAUUGCCAAUUCGAAAGUACCGACAUGUGCACGAAGAAUGGAAAGCCAGGACUGAGUAAUGCAAAGAAUGCUUUCUGUGUCAAUGGUGGAAAAUGCAAAUCUACUGUAGAUGAUGAUCAGCAGCGUCACCCUGGUUGCGACUGCCCUGACAAGUACACUGGUGACCACUGCGAAUUCAUCGUUGGAAGGGAACCUGCCGCAUCCCAAACUCUUUCCUCAGUGGGAGGUGAAGAAAAGGCAGACAUGGAUCUUCUAGCCGCCCUUGCUGUUAUUCUCGCGGCAUUGAUUGUGGCCAUUGCCGCCAUGCUCUACAUGGCCAAGAAAAAGACCAAGGCCGACAAGGCAACUGACGACACGGUCGAAAAGGCAGAGGAAGAUCAGGAUGUGGUAGUAGAAGAACUUCCCUCCCCAGAAAAGAAGGGUUACGAGGCGCCUGACACCAGCGGCCAACUUCGCACUGUAGAAAUCAUCUAG